AUGUCACAGGCUCUUGAUCGGGAAAUAACAAAUCUUCACUUGCAAGAUGAAACGAUCUACUGCCGCGUAACAGAGAAAGAAUUCCAUAUGCAGUGCAAACGCUUGAAUCAUGUAUGGAUGUCUAUGGAAAAAUCUGUUGGUCUUGACGAACGAUUUGUAAGCCGUCUCAAGCUUGACAAACCGGCCUGCCCUGUGUUCUAUAGCCUCAUCAGAACGCAUAAGCUGAAACUCGAUGAGAUCAACUUAACAUCAGCGGCAACAUUCAAAAUCCGACCAAUAAUAAGUUGUGUGGGAGGACCAACGGAUCGAAUUUCGCGGUUCCUUAAUAAAAUCGAAACACGUAUGAGAGAUCGAACCGUCAUCAGCAUCGAAAGUUACACGUGCGGUGAUGCUGAUGAGAAUAAAGUAGGUGGCUACGCGAUAGCUGUGAUGAACGAUUACAAGAACCUGGUGGAGGAAUUUGGCUCAGCAUCGUCUAGAUGCGCCUUUCUACGACUGCGGGAUCGCAGAGAACGUAAACUCUGGAUCGAUGAACUUAAUGCGUUGAUGUCUAAAAUACCAAGCCAGCAGGUGGUCAUUAUCGGAAUCGACGCAAAUGCGAAGAUGGGACUCCAACAGCAAUCCGAUGUGUUAGGAAAAUGGUAUUAUCCAGCGGAGCGCACGUCAGACAACGGUGAUCGUCUGGUCGACUUGUGCGAACAGACGGGCCUCAUCAUCGCUUCCACGUUUAGGAGGAAUCAUCGACGCCAUCAGCUCACGUGGCAAGGGUCAACCCUUUUAACGCCUGAAGAGCAGCUUCUAUGUAUCGCCUGUGGCACUGGCGAUUUCAACCAGAAAAAGCGUCUGAGAAAGAAGUUGUGUCGUCAACUGCAACAAGACCGCGAUAACGAGUGCACGUCAAAAGCGAAAGCGUUUGAGAAGACGUGGGGAGAUAAGAAGCUGCGGAAGCCUAUGCUUUACUAA
Necator americanus (New World hookworm) is the source of this 963-nucleotide messenger RNA. RefSeq lists its product as uncharacterized. The coding region runs from base 1 to 963 and encodes 320 amino acids. The transcript has 4 exons. The record is from RefSeq and is a predicted model, not a curated record. Lineage: Eukaryota; Metazoa; Nematoda; Chromadorea; Rhabditida; Ancylostomatidae.